UCAGUACGCCGAGAGGGGUGGAGCUGGGAGAAGACGCGCGCGUCGAGAGCGUGGGCUCGCCUGUGAGCCGGGGACCCGCAGCGCGGUUCGCUGGCUGUCCCGACCCGGUUCCCGCGACCCGAGUCCGUCCGUCGCCGCCUGUCCGGUCGCAGAGCCGCGCCUGCGCAGCGCCCCCGGCCCGAGCAGGCGGCGCCGGCGGCCAUGGCGCACCGCUGCCUGCGGCUCUGGGGCCGGGGAGGCUGCUGGCCCCGCGGCCUGCCCCCACUGUUCGUGCCUGGCGGCCGCCUGGACCCCACCGAGCGGUCCUGCCUCCGGACGCUUUAUCGAUAUGCUACAACUCAAGCAACAACCAGCAGAAAUUCUCUUUUGACAGAUGUAAUUGCUACUUAUCAAAGAUUCUGUUCUCGACCUCCAAAAGGGUUUGAGAAAUACUUUCCUAAUGGAAAAAAUGGGAAAAAACCUAGUGAAUCUAAAGAAGUUACAGGAGAAAAAAAAGAAUCAAAGCCAGCUGCUACCUCACGCCCUUCUGGAGGAGGAGUUGGUGGCGGUGGAAAACGAGGUGGCAAGAAAGACGAUUCUCACUGGUGGUCCAGAUUCCAGAAGGGUGACUUUCCAUGGGAUGACAAGGAAUUCAGGAUGUACUUUCUCUGGACUGCUCUAUUUUGGGGUGGAGUCAUGUUUUACUUCCUGUUCAGGAGCUCCGGGAGAGAAAUCACGUGGAAGGACUUUGUCAAUAACUAUCUUUCCAAAGGAGUAGUAGACAGACUGGAAGUCGUCAACAAGCGUUUUGUUCGAGUGACUUUUACUCCAGGAAAAACUCCCGUUGAUGGGCAAUACGUCUGGUUUAAUAUUGGCAGUGUGGACACCUUUGAGCGGAAUCUGGAAACCUUACAGCAGGAAUUGGGCAUAGAAGGGGAGAAUCGGGUUCCUGUAGUGUACAUUGCCGAAAGUGAUGGCUCGUUUCUCCUGAGCAUGUUGCCUACAGUGCUCAUCAUCGCUUUCUUACUCUACACCAUCCGAAGAGGGCCUGCCGGGAUUGGCCGGACAGGCCGGGGGAUGGGUGGACUCUUCAGUGUUGGAGAAACCACUGCCAAAGUCUUGAAGGAUGAAAUAGAUGUGAAGUUCAAAGAUGUGGCUGGCUGCGAGGAGGCCAAGCUAGAGAUAAUGGAAUUUGUGAAUUUCUUGAAAAACCCAAAGCAAUAUCAAGAUCUAGGAGCAAAAAUCCCAAAGGGUGCCAUUCUCACCGGUCCUCCAGGCACUGGGAAGACACUGCUAGCUAAGGCCACAGCUGGAGAAGCCAACGUCCCCUUCAUCACCGUUAGUGGAUCUGAGUUUUUGGAGAUGUUUGUUGGUGUGGGUCCAGCUAGAGUCCGAGACUUAUUUGCCCUUGCUCGCAAGAAUGCCCCCUGCAUUCUCUUCAUUGAUGAAAUAGAUGCCGUGGGAAGGAAAAGAGGAAGAGGCAACUUUGGGGGGCAGAGUGAGCAGGAGAACACACUCAAUCAGCUGCUCGUGGAGAUGGACGGUUUUAACACAACAACAAAUGUCGUCAUUUUGGCAGGCACCAAUCGACCAGAUAUUCUAGACCCAGCACUGUUGCGGCCAGGGCGCUUUGAUAGGCAAAUCUUUAUUGGACCACCUGACAUAAAAGGAAGAGCCUCUAUUUUCAAAGUUCACCUCAGACCACUAAAACUGGACAGCGCCCUGGAAAAGGAAAAAUUGGCCAGAAAACUUGCAUCCUUGACUCCAGGGUUUUCGGGAGCUGAUGUUGCUAAUGUCUGUAACGAAGCGGCUCUGAUAGCUGCGAGACACCUCUCAGAUUCCAUAAAUCAGAAACACUUUGAACAAGCAAUUGAGCGAGUGAUUGGCGGCUUAGAGAAAAAAACCCAGGUUCUGCAGCCCGAGGAGAAGAAGACCGUGGCGUACCAUGAGGCAGGUCAUGCGGUUGCCGGGUGGUACCUGGAACAUGCAGACCCACUUCUAAAGGUCUCCAUCAUCCCUCGGGGCAAAGGACUGGGUUAUGCUCAGUACUUACCCAAAGAGCAGUACCUGUACACCAAGGAGCAGCUCUUGGACCGGAUGUGCAUGACCCUGGGGGGCCGGGUGGCGGAAGAAAUCUUCUUCGGGAGAAUUACAACCGGUGCUCAAGAUGACUUGAGAAAAGUAACCCAGAGUGCCUAUGCUCAAAUUGUUCAGUUUGGCAUGAACGAGAAGGUUGGGCAGAUCUCCUUUGAUCUCCCACGUCAGGGCGAUAUGGUUUUAGAGAAGCCUUACAGCGAAGCCACCGCGAGACUGAUAGAUGACGAAGUACGAAUACUUAUUAAUGAAGCUUAUAAGAGAACAGUGGCUCUCCUCACAGAGAAGAAAGCUGAUGUGGAGAAGGUUGCUCUUCUAUUAUUAGAAAAAGAAGUGUUAGAUAAGAAUGAUAUGGUUGAACUUUUGGGCCCCAGACCGUUUGCAGAAAAAUCUACCUAUGAAGAAUUUGUAGAAGGCACUGGCAGCUUGGAUGAGGACACUUCGCUUCCAGAGGGCCUUAAAGACUGGAACAAAGAACGGGAAAAGGAGAAAGAGGAGCCCCGGGAUGAGAAAGUCGCCAACCAGAUCCAAGAAGGGAGACCAUUUUAGCUUGUGCCUUUGUCAGGGUCGACUCUGGCUCUCUAAAAGGAAUAAGGACACUGUGGGGUUGAUCGUAACCAUCUGCUGACCUGGUUGAGAUGGUGGGAAAGAGGGGUCCUUAGUCCUCAGCCUCUGAAGUCACAGCCUGGGUGGCAGGGUGACUUUCUGAAGGCCCAGGAGAGUGUGUCCCAAGCCCGCCAGGCUCUCGGACAGUGGCUGGGAGCAUGGAGAGGGCACCCAGCGCUGCUCCCUCCGCCAUCCGUGGUGCCUGCUGGUGUGUGUCGGGCAUCGACCGACCAACCGUGGAGGCUUGCCAGUGUGGGAGAGAUGUAUUUUUCUCUUUCCAUCACCCACUCUUCAUUCCUGUUUCCCUUCAGAGUUUCCCUCUGUGGAUGAGCUGUGAAAUUACAUUGGAGUCCUGAAUAAGAAUAUUUUAAUUUGACUUAAUACUUAAAAGAUUGAAUCCAGAUCACAUGUUGCUGUUUUAAUGGAAUGGUUUUCUACAGAGAGCUGUAACAUAUCUACAAAUAUGAAUGUAUUAUGUAAAUACGGCUUCUUUACAUCAAAAAUAAAGUGUACUGUACUUUUUUCCUUCUGAACUCAA
Molecule: messenger RNA, 3217 nt
Organism: Lutra lutra (Eurasian river otter)
Lineage: Eukaryota; Metazoa; Chordata; Mammalia; Carnivora; Mustelidae
Gene: AFG3L2
Product: AFG3 like matrix AAA peptidase subunit 2
Exons: 17
Coding region: 202-2622 (806 amino acids)
Biological process (GO): protein-containing complex assembly; mitochondrial protein processing
Cellular component (GO): membrane; m-AAA complex
Molecular function (GO): zinc ion binding; metalloendopeptidase activity; ATP hydrolysis activity
Source: RefSeq, a predicted model, not a curated record